UGAGGAACCCCGAACCCCCCAUGGACCAGACUCCAACGCAAUACGAUCUUUCUCCCGCCCCAUACGGGCGCGCAUGUAUGAACUGUUCACGCGCGAAAUGCAAAUGCAUCCUGUCCAAAGAUGGAGGUCAAUGCCAACGGUGUCAACGUCUGAACAAAGAGUGUCGGCCCUCCGCAUUCCAGCGCCGACAAAAUCUCCACAAAGCUACGGCCCCGAAGAGCGGCCGCUUGGAGAAGAAGCUGGACGAUGUGGUCGCCUUGCUUCGUGCCCGGGCGGCGCGUUCAUCGGCCGCGGAUGAGUAUGCCGACUUGAUUGAGGCGGAGCUGAGCUCGACAGCGACAGGUGCCCGGCCACGGAGCUCGCGCGGUGUCUCGCGGAAAACGCCCAGCGGAGAGUCUCAAAGUCUAAGAAACCCGCGGACCCGCGUGCAGUCUUCCAAAUCAAUUGAGCAGGGAUGGGAUGGCCUGGCUGAUGCUGCGGAUGCUGCGCUUGACCUCUCACCGUGGCAGGCUGAGGAGUGCUUGACGGCAUUCCUCACGCAGAAGCUGCCGUAUCUACCCUUCAUUUACUUUGCGCCUGGGACGACGGCCCGGCAUCUGCAGCGCGAGCGGCCAUUCAUGUGGCUGUGUGUUAUGGCCGUUGCGUCGAAGAGCGUAAAGCAGCGCAGUGCGCUCUGCGAUAAGGUCAAGGAGGUCGUCGCGCAAAAGGCCGUACUCAACUACGUAGGUCGCGAUCUCGACCUGCUCCUGGGCAUAUUGAUCUUCAUUGCGUGGUCUGGCCAGCAGGUUUUCCGCAAACUCAGCCUGAUCAUGUUCAGCCAGCUCGCCCUUGCGGUCGUGUAUGAUCUCUCACUGGACAAGCCCUCUUCCAUCGAGGGCUCUCUCCUCCUUUGUCUUUAUUCCUCACUCGAUGACCCCCCUGCGACGCCGCCGGCGCGGACCAAAGAGGAGCGCCGAGCAGUUCUGGGUUGCUACCUUCUGACCUCGAGUAUCUCUCUUUUCUUCAAGAAAGCAGAAUCCCUGCGUUGGACACCCUACCUAGAAGAAUGUCUCGAAACCCUCAGCCGGCACCCCGACUGCCCCAACGAUGAGGUUCUCGUCCAUCAAGUACGCUGCCAACUCAUCAACGAGCGGGUGAACCAGACCGAAGCACCACCGCCACACUCUCAUUCCACCCUGAUGAACCCAUAUUCAACCCUCCGAGCCCCAGUAUCCACCUACCAACACGCCCUCAACUCAUACCUUGCAUCCGCCCAAACCAAGUUUCCUCCCCACACCCAAGAAUACAAAAUAAUCCACCUUCACAACACCCACACAACCCUAUCCCUCACCGAACCCUCCCUCCUGCACACCACAUCCACCAACACUGCCCCGUCCCCGUCAGCCAACACAAGCAUAACCACCCGCCUCAACCUCCCCCAUCUCGAAACCCUCUCCACCGCCCUCACAGCCACCAAAGCCUGGUUCGACACCUUCCUCUCCAUCCCCCCGGCCGAGUACACCGGCUUCCCAUUCACCGUCUUCGCCCAGCUCGCCCGGACUCUUGCGGCGUUGUACCGGCUCUCCACCCUCGAGGAUCCGCUGUGGGAUCGCGCGGGCGUGCGGCGGGAGCUGGAUGUCUUGGAGGUGUUGGACAGCGUGAUUGGGAAUCUGGGGCAGGCGGCGGCGUUGGCGAGGUUGGAGGGGAUGAGGCCCUUGAGAUCUGGGUCUGGGUCUGGGUCUGCGGGCGAGGGGGGAGAGGGGGAUGGAGAGGUGGUGGAUGACGGGGAGGUGUUCUUCUACUCGGUGGGGAAGUAUGAGUCUAUGCGGUUGGCGUGGCAGAGGAGGUUUGGGGGUGGGAGUGGGAGUGGUGGGGAGGAGCCGCAGGGAGCUGCCGGAGGAAGGGGGGUAUUGGGUCAGGAAUUUGGGGCUGGCGCUGGGCUUGGGGCUUUGGGGCUAGGGGUUGCGUAUGAUGAUUGGAUGAGUGAGUUUUUGAACUCGAUGGUGCAUUGA
Molecule: messenger RNA, 1991 nt
Organism: Aspergillus saccharolyticus JOP 1030-1
Lineage: Eukaryota; Fungi; Ascomycota; Eurotiomycetes; Eurotiales; Aspergillaceae
Product: Zn(II)2Cys6 transcription factor domain-containing protein
Exons: 5
Coding region: 21-1991 (656 amino acids)
Biological process (GO): regulation of DNA-templated transcription
Cellular component (GO): nucleus
Molecular function (GO): DNA-binding transcription factor activity, RNA polymerase II-specific; zinc ion binding; transcription cis-regulatory region binding
Source: RefSeq, a predicted model, not a curated record